Molecule: messenger RNA, 2278 nt
Organism: Pungitius pungitius (ninespine stickleback)
Lineage: Eukaryota; Metazoa; Chordata; Actinopteri; Perciformes; Gasterosteidae
Product: vasopressin V2 receptor-like
Exons: 6
Coding region: 453-1754 (433 amino acids)
Biological process (GO): regulation of systemic arterial blood pressure by vasopressin; G protein-coupled receptor signaling pathway; cellular response to hormone stimulus
Cellular component (GO): plasma membrane
Molecular function (GO): vasopressin receptor activity; peptide binding
Source: RefSeq, a predicted model, not a curated record
UUGCCUGAAAGGUCUUGGAUCAUUUUGGGAGGCUAAUGACAGAAAUCUCAUUUGAUCUGAUGGCGCACAGACAUUGUGUCCUGCACUGAAUCUGGAUCAAAGUAGGGCCAACAGCAACGUGGCUUAUAUCCAAACAGACAGCAGGAAAUUACAUUAAUUUACCGCUGCAGCCCGGGCAUCACGUCCUUUGAUCAACCCACCUCUUUUCACUCAAGAACCCGCUCCUCAUUUCAGUCCCGCUUUAAGUCCGAGUGUUAAAAGAGGGUGGCAGAAGAAGGGAGGCGAUGGAGAGACAGGACUCAGCAGCGUGAGUUGGCUGAGGUCACCCUCGCAGCAAUAAGCCAGAGGGAAACACAGCAUGGACGCCGCAGCCAGUGUGUGCAACAGCAGAUCAGGUUGUCCUGGAUCCUACAGCUGCUUCGUGGGACGCUGAGGACGAGGACGAGGACGAGAUGACCAACAUAUCGGUCUCCACGGUAACAGACUCGUACCCGUCCACCGGCUGGUCAGUGGUCUCCGUGACCCCGGCGGUGAGGAACGUCACAGACUGGGAGCGGGAUGCCCUUCUGGCAGUGGCAGAGGUCGUGGUGCUGACAGUCAUCUUGGUGAUGGCGCUGCUUGGCAACGGGCUGGUGCUGGUAGUGUUGCUGAGGCGGAGACAACACCACAACCCGCUGCACCAGUUCAUGCUCAACCUGUGUGUGGCCGACCUGGUGGUGGCACUUUUCCAGGUGUUGCCGCAGCUCGUGUGGGAUGCCAAAGGCCUAUUUCCCGGGCCGGACUUCCUGUGUCGCCUGGUGAAAUACCUGCAGGUUCUCGGAAUGUUCAGCUCCUCCUACAUGAUCGUAGCCAUGACGAUGGACCGACAUUACGCCAUCUGCUGCCCCCUGCUGGCGCACCGCAGUGUGGCCACUCAACGCUGGAACAGCUUCAUUCUGCUGGCCUGGGGCCUGUCGCUGCUGCUCAGCCUGCCACAGGUUUUCAUCUUCUCCCGUUCAGAAAUUGCCCCGGGGGUCUUCGAUUGUUGGGGCAACUUCGCUGAUUCCUGGGGCCUCAAAGCAUACGUGACCUGGAUGACCCUGGCCGUCUUCAUCCUCCCUGUCCUCGCCAUCACGGUCUGCCAGGUGAGAAUCUUCAAGGAGAUUCGCAACAAUGUGUACCUGAAGUCAGAGCGCCGCCUGUCACCUGCCCCGCUGCCCCCAACGAGACGGGAAAGCCAGAGAGGAGGAGGAGGAGGAGGAGGAGGAGGCAGCAGGGGAGGCUCCAGUCUCUCCGUGUGUGUUUCACCACCCGCGCUCAACCGCUCCAGCAGCGACACCAGCUUUGACCCCGAAUCCAUCGGUCAGACCCUGCCCAUGGGUCCACUCCACUGUGAGAGUCACGCGGUGCCCUCUGCGGCCCCCGGGCCCCCGCCCAAAGGCCCCGCCGCCCGCGGCAGAGGGGUAUCGGCGGCCAUGUCGAAGACGGUGAAGAUGACGCUGGUCAUAGUGCUCGUCUACUCGCUGUGUUGGGCCCCUUUCUUCAGCGUGCAGCUGUGGGCCGCCUGGGACCCGGACCCGCCUCAGAAUGGUGCAGUGUUCACCUUGCUGAUGCUGCUGGCCAGUCUGAACUCCUGCACCAACCCCUGGAUUUACUCGGCCUUCUCCAGCAGCGUCUCUCCGGAGCUCCGCCUGCUGCUGCUCUGUCGCACCAACUCAAAGCGGCGGUCCUCGAUACCCAGCGACUCGACUACCACACACACGUCCAACUACUGAACACACACACACACACACACACACACACACACACACACACAGCGUGGAAGGAAGUACAGUCAAUGAACAGCAGUCUCACAUCACUUUCUUGUCCAGGUGAGAUAGGGUGGUGUGGAUGAUAAGUUAGUUAUCAUCUUUCUUUUCCAAAGAAAUAGUUCCACAAAACCCCUUUUAAAAAAUGUUUACACAAAUUAAUGAAUUGUGUCAAUAAGUGUGCUUUAGAGGUACACACCCCCACCUCAUUUGGCUAUGGCCAGUGGUUUCCAGUAAAUUAAGCGAUGCUAACCAGCUGCCCACUAGGCAAGGAUUCCAUUAUGGCAAACACUGCAAAUUGUAUUUAAUUGUUGUAAAAGCAGGUGUUUGACGGAAAAAAAGAAGAAUGUUUUAUCCACACAAACCUGAAUGAAUUUUUAAAAAAAAGUUUAUUCAUUUCUCAAAAGUUCAUACAUACAAAACAUUCUCAAAAAAGAAAAACAUUUUACAGAAACUGCAAUUUAUUUUUCACAAAAAUGUGCUGUGGUUCA